Molecule: messenger RNA, 888 nt
Organism: Coniophora puteana RWD-64-598 SS2
Lineage: Eukaryota; Fungi; Basidiomycota; Agaricomycetes; Boletales; Coniophoraceae
Exons: 3
Coding region: 1-789 (262 amino acids)
Source: RefSeq, a predicted model, not a curated record
AUGUCCGCGGCUCCCUCAAAUUCGCUCGGCCUAGACUUUGACCGCCUCCAGGUCAAGGAUGACUCUACGGCCCCCGCAGAAGAACAGCAGGAGCCCGUCGAUGAUCAGCCCGACACACCCUCAGGCUCAGCAGCACCAGAUGACGCCCAAGACAAGGACAGGGAACCCAGGGAGCCAAAGGAUCGAAAGAAACCAUACGUCAACCCGGAUCGCGUCAAGACAGGCGGUGCACAGCGAGAUAAGCUAACCGAGGAAGAGCUUACCGAGCGCAUGCAGAGGAUCAAGGAGCAGAACGAGAAGAUCAAACAGAGGAGACUGGACGUGCAAGCCGACGAGGAUGCGUUUAAGAAGACGCAGGAGGUGGAGCGCGUCAAACAGGCCAAUACGCGCAAGGUUCAGGACAAGGUUGACAAGACGCGCGAACAGAAUGCGCGUCGGAAGAUGGACAAAGCCCAGAGUCGGGAGUGGGAUUCAGGAAAGUCAGCACCUGACUGGAAAAAGAAGUCGAGUGAAGGACAGAACACGGAGGAGGGCACAGAGGCCUCUCAGCACACAGUCUCUUCUAGGGGAGGUGGACGUCAGCUCAGAGGAGGCUUCCGUGCGGUUCCAGGGCGGGGAAGAGGACGUGGACGUGGUCAGGUCACGAAUGCAUCGCCGACAAGUGCUGUGAAUGAAUCGAGCGCACCCGCGGAAGACAAGGGUAGUGGUGACACGGACGGUGUUGCCGAUGCCACUGCAGCCACCGACGAACCUGUCAUUGCCAGCGAUGAGACCGGUCUGGCUUUGUGAUACUCGUCUUGAGCGCUUGUACUUUAAAGUUGUUAUCGUGCUACUUAUUUCUGUACAUGUAUUUACUUGCAGCUGGAUCGCUUUCCGCUGUUGCUGAAC